This is a messenger RNA of Staurois parvus, 309 nucleotides long. The record is from the annotation of a GenBank genome assembly. Lineage: Eukaryota; Metazoa; Chordata; Amphibia; Anura; Ranidae.
AAGGCACUCAAGUUUCCUCCCACACUCAAAAGACCCAACAGAGGAGGAGAGAGUCCCAACCAGGGGCGGACUGACAACUCAUGGGGCCCCCGGGCAAUAGGGGAUCAUGGGGCCCCUGUGUCCUUGCCCAAACUAAAAAAAGCCUAUGAAAAAGGUACCAGGGGCAUCUCAUGGGGCCCCCUACUGACCUCGGGCCCUCAGGCAGUGCCCGAGUUUACAAAUGGUCAGUCCGCCCCUGGUCCCAACAUCACUGCUAAGGAGGACCCCAUCCUUUGGAGGAGUAUUAAGCUGCAGCAUAUAGCUCAUUGG